Molecule: messenger RNA, 1617 nt
Organism: Rhipicephalus sanguineus (brown dog tick)
Lineage: Eukaryota; Metazoa; Arthropoda; Arachnida; Ixodida; Ixodidae
Product: solute carrier family 13 member 2
Exons: 12
Coding region: 19-1536 (505 amino acids)
Biological process (GO): monoatomic anion transmembrane transport; citrate transport
Cellular component (GO): membrane
Molecular function (GO): succinate transmembrane transporter activity; citrate transmembrane transporter activity
Source: RefSeq, a predicted model, not a curated record
GGCCUCAGUGCGUUUACGAUGCUCUGGAUGGCCUUCUACUGGACGGCAGAGCCCAUUCCGCUUCCGGUGACGGCGCUCAUGCCGCUCGUGCUGUUCCCACUGUUCGGCGUGCUCACCACUGCCGACACUACGAAGACGUAUUUCAAUAACAUCGGCUUCGUCAUGUUCGGAUCGCUGGUGGUGGCAGCUGCUGUGGAAGUGAGCAACUUGCACCAGCGCCUGGCACUUGGAGCACUUCUGGCCGUCGGCACCAGCAACCGCAGGCUCCUGUUCGGUUUCAUGCUCGUCACGAUGUUCAUGUCGAUGUGGAUUCCGAACACAGCGUCCGCCUCCAUUAUGGUGCCCAUCGUCAUGGCUGUAUUGGAUCAUAUACAGGUCCUCACCAAGGAGACCGAUGUGACACUUGUGAGUCCCAUGAAGUCCCCAGACGAGCCUGCUCCUGUCCCAGCUGUCGAUGAGGCACUUCGAGCUGAGAACGAGUUGCGCGUGAUCCGGAUGCGCAAAGUUAUGCUGCUGUCAGUCGCCUAUGCCGCGAACAUCGGUGGCACGGGAUCGGUGAUUGGCACUGCGCCCAAUUUGAUCGUACAGGCACUGUACACCAAGCAGUUCAAGCAAGACGACCUCACCUUCCUCGCGUGGAUGUUGUACAACGUGCCACCAAUGCUGCUCUGCACUUUUCUGGCGUGGCUUUACACGCAGUGGAUCGUGGCCAAGCUGACACCAAAAGGCACGGAACAAGAAUGUCGCGAGAAGAUCAAGCAGGAACUCGAACGCCGCUACAGCAACCUCGGACCAAUGAGCUUUCGGGAGAGAGCGGUGCUGUUCCUGACCUGUGUGCUGAUCCUGCUGUGGCUCACACAGAACCCCCGAAUCGUUCCCGGUUGGGCCACUCUGUUCCCGUAUGGCAAGAGCAUCAAGUCGUGCGUGCCCGCGGUGUUGAUUACCAUAUUGAUGUUUGUGGUGCCGAAGGACCCGGUGCGCAGCUCCCAAAACUUGGGCCUCCUCACAUGGGAGGAGGCCAAUUCCAAAAUUCAAUGGGGCGUCGUGUUCAUCAUCUGUGGUGGCAUGACGCUUGCUGAGGCUUCCAAGGCGUCGGGUCUGUCUGCAAUCCUGGUGAGCAAGCUACGCGCCCUGAAGGUGAUGCCAAGCUACGUGGUGGUGUCCAUCCUCUGCUUCUCGGCCUCCAUCUUCACCGAAUUCACGAGCAACGCGGCAAUAAGUGCCAUAAUCCUACCCAUCGUUUUCGAGAUGGCCGUGGCACUUGAAGUGCACCCGCUGUACUUCGGCAUACCGGUGACCAUCGCCUGCUCGUUCUCAUUCAUGCUUCCGGCGGCCACGCCGCCCAAUGCCAUAGUCUUCGAGAGGGGCAACUUCAAGAUCUCAGACAUGGCUGCUCCGGGCUUCCUCAUGAACAUGAUGUGCGUCAUCGUGGAGCUCAUCAGCAUCCACACGCUGGGACCGCUCGUAUUCGGCGUGCACAGUUUCCCGCCCUGGGCGGCUCAGAACCACACCGAGACGCCGGCUCCUUCCGGAUGAGCUGAGCGCUCAUUAAACGGCCGCACGCGAUUUCUCGCGUGGUCUGACGUUAUAUAUCGCGAUCAAUAUUGUCGUUGCAUU